AUGACCUCCAAAGAUGGUUGGUCCCGUCUUAACUUAAGUGCAGAUACAGCUACUCAUGACAACUUCGCAGUGCUCGUUGGUGUCAUCGGUGGUAGUGGGCUAUAUCAUCUUGAUAACCUGACUUUUGUAGAGAGAGUUAAUCCAGAGACUCCUUGGGGAUGCCCAUCUUCGCCCAUUACCAUUUGCUCGCUACCUUCGGGAUCUAAGAUCGCCUUCCUUGCUCGUCACGGGCAGCACCACUCGAUCGCACCGUCGGCAGUCCCUUCUCGCGCGAACAUUGCAGCUUUAAAAUCCUUGGGAGUCCGGGUUAUUCUUGCAUUCAGUGCUGUUGGCUCGCUACGGGAAGAGAUUUCCCCGGGAUCUUUUGCAAUUCCUACGCAGAUUAUUGAUCGCACGAAGGGCAUACGCCCAGCCAGCUUCUUCGAGGGCACGAAUAUCGUCGCUCAUGCUGCAUUUGGUGAUCCAUACAGUAUGAAAUUGAUCCGUUGGCUGGAGGUGAGAGUAGAGAAGGCUCUUGCGGACGAAGGUCGAGGAGUGGUUCUUCACAAGGACAAGUGCAUCGUUUGCAUGGAAGGUCCUCAGUUCUCCACCAGGGCUGAGAGCAUUAUGUAUCGAGCGUGGGGUGGGGAUCUCAUUAAUAUGAGUGCUUUGCCUGAGGCGAAGCUAGCUCGGGAGGCAGAACUGAGCUACGGGUUAAUCGCAACUGCCACAGACUAUGAUUCAUGGCGUCCUCAUUCGGAAGCAGUCACUGCCGCGGAAGUGUUCAAGACUCUGCAGGACAACGCUAAUACAUCGAGGCAUGUUGCAGCAGCAGUUCUCGAAGAUCUUCAUGCUGCCGCGUUAGAUGGGGACAUCUUAAGUGAAGAAAAGGGCAGCAUGCGUUUUUCUAUCAUGCCGCGAAGUGGCGAACAGAACCAGGAAGAUAUCAAGAAGCUGGCCUUCAUUCUACCCGACUACUUUACGCCAGGCGAUAUUGCUAACUAG
Molecule: messenger RNA, 984 nt
Organism: Suillus paluster
Lineage: Eukaryota; Fungi; Basidiomycota; Agaricomycetes; Boletales; Suillaceae
Product: nucleoside phosphorylase domain-containing protein
Exons: 4
Coding region: 1-984 (327 amino acids)
Biological process (GO): nucleoside metabolic process
Cellular component (GO): cytosol
Molecular function (GO): S-methyl-5-thioadenosine phosphorylase activity
Source: RefSeq, a predicted model, not a curated record